AUGGAAGAAACUGGGAAUAUGACCAGAGGCACUUUUAUUUUAUUAGGAUUCCCUUCCUGUAGGCCAUUACAAAUACUGCUUUUUUUCAUCUUCUUUUUAGCCUAUAUUUUGACUAUUAUGGAACACCUUUUCGUCAUUGUCAUCCUUUGGACUAAUUCCAGACUCCAUAAACCAAUGUACUUUUUUCUGGGACAUUUGUCUUUCCUGGAGUUGUGGUAUACUACAGUGACUAUUCCCAAACUGCUGUCUGUUCUCCUGGUAGAAAGUGGGCAAAUUUCAUUACCUGCUUGCAUGUCACAACUUUUCUUCUUUAUUUCCCUGGUAUGCACAGAAUGUGUCCUGUUGGCUGUAAUGGCUUUUGACCGUUUUGUGGCAAUAUGCAAGCCAAUGCAUUACAUCACUAUAAUGAGGUGGCGCCUCUGUUUCAUUUUGGUUUCCGGAUCCUGGCUUACGGGCUUCCUUAUAUCUUUCAUUAAGGUUUAUUACAUCGCUCGUCUUAAAUUUUGCCAUUCAGGAGUCAUAAAUCACUUCUUUUGUGAUAUUUCUCCUUUACUGAACAUGUCCUGCACCGACAUAAAGGUCACUGAGCUUGUGGAUUUUAUUCUAGCCCUAAUCAUCCUCCUUCUCCCAUUAUUACUUACUGUUAUUUCCUAUGUUUGCAUUCUGAUUACCAUCAUACAAAUGCCGACUUCAAGUGGGCGCUAUAAGGCCUUUUCUACAUGUGCAUCACAUCUAACAGUGGUUAUCAUAUUUUAUACAGCCACACUCUUUAUGUAUGCAAGGCCCAGUAGGGCACAAGCCUUAAACUAUACCAAGUUUGUAUCUGUCAUUUAUACAGUCAUAACACCUUUUCUUAAUCCUAUUAUCUACUGUCUGAGAAAUAAGGAUGUAAAACAUGCAAUAUUUAAGUUGUUUCAGCCAAAGAAUAUGGCCCAUGGGCAAUUUUUUCCUGGCUCUUAG
Molecule: messenger RNA, 960 nt
Organism: Xenopus tropicalis (tropical clawed frog)
Lineage: Eukaryota; Metazoa; Chordata; Amphibia; Anura; Pipidae
Gene: or6b32
Product: olfactory receptor family 6 subfamily B member 32
Exons: 1
Coding region: 1-960 (319 amino acids)
Biological process (GO): detection of chemical stimulus involved in sensory perception of smell; G protein-coupled receptor signaling pathway; signal transduction
Cellular component (GO): membrane; plasma membrane
Molecular function (GO): olfactory receptor activity; G protein-coupled receptor activity
Source: RefSeq, a predicted model, not a curated record